Pogonomyrmex barbatus (red harvester ant) is the source of this 2296-nucleotide messenger RNA. It is a transcript of the gene cad, whose product is annotated as homeotic protein caudal. Gene Ontology annotation, molecular function: DNA-binding transcription factor activity, RNA polymerase II-specific; RNA polymerase II transcription regulatory region sequence-specific DNA binding. NCBI's taxonomy places the organism in Eukaryota, Metazoa, Arthropoda, Insecta, Hymenoptera, Formicidae. Gene Ontology annotation, cellular component: nucleus. The record is from RefSeq and is a predicted model, not a curated record. Gene Ontology annotation, biological process: cell differentiation; embryo development; anterior/posterior axis specification.
CGACGUUCUCGUUGGACACCAUUACGUUGGGUGCCGGAUGUAGAUUGGUCGUUCGAUGCUGCACGGUAGGGGCGGAGCCUAGCAACACCUGAUCCCCACCGAGUUGAGUCUAUAUGUCGGAUUUACUCCUCAGCUAGUAAACGUUAGAGUUACGUUGUCAGUUCGAUAUCGAUGUCGGGCAAAACGCGUUCGUCGGACAUCAGCAACAACGUCCUUUUAUUUCAUCCGUGUCGCGGUUAUUGUGCCGCUAAGUGUCAAGUGAGAAAUACAUUAAUACAUUAAUGUACUUCUACAUUUUUCUGGUGACUCAAAUUACUUGUGUUAAAAAAGACGGACGUUCGUGUUGUGCAUAAGCUAAGUGUUUCCAAUAUCCACAACUGACAUGCCAUCGUUUCGUGACGACAUCAUCUCUGGAGAACCCUCGAAUGCCGUAUCGAACCUCAGUAACAUCGCCAAUAUGGUGCCGCAUUAUAAUCAGGCGAGCCUCGCGUAUCGCCAGCAGCAGCAGCAGCAGCAGCAACAGGUCGCUGAUAACCAACAGCAACAUCAACUGAUAAUGCAGCAGACGCACCAGCAAACGCCAACGCAACAGGUCCAACCACACACUGCGGUUGCGGUUGCGGCUUCCACCGCCAUCGAAGGGACUCAAUACUGGUACGGAUAUCCAUCCAGGGCAAUACCCGCGACGCCGGCCUUGCAUUCUCAGCAUCAGCCAAGUCCGAUCGCUCCGCAAUUUUUUAAUCACCCGGAAAUGCUGCCCGGGUGGCAUUACACAACUCAGUAUUCACCGUAUCUACAGUAUCAGCCGCAACACCUACAUUUUCAAACGCAAUCCCAAUUACAGCAGCAACAAACGCAAGAAUUGGAAACACACUCUCCAUCCGAACAACGCGUUCAGCAACACGUGCCGCAACAACACAUACACCAGAAUUCAUCGCCGGAACAACUCUACCAGCAACACUCAUCCCCGCAGCAACAUCUCCAACAUAGUUCGCCACCUCAACUCUGUCAACAGCAUACGUCGCCUCAUCAACACCUUCAGCAAAAUUCGCCACCCCAUCAACUCUGUCAGCAACAUAGUCAACAGUUGACGACUUCGCCGCCGCACUUGCAGCAAGAUUCUCCGCCACAGCAACACACGCAACAAUCAAAUUCAUUGCCACAACAGCGCAUUCAGCAACGUCCAUUGCCGAAGCAGCACUUGCAAGAAAGUUCGCCGACCCAGUUUUUCCAACAAAAUUCACCACCGGAAUACCUUCAGACACAGGUACCAUCGAGAGAACAGGAAUAUGAAAUUUACAGACGACGGAUGUUGAAAUGGGGCAUCAGAAAUAUGAAUAUCGAUAUGGCGAUUCGCAAUCAAUAUUCGUCAACGAGCACCAGAAUGAACGGCAACGUAGACGGCAAUAUGAACGGCAGUAUGAACGGCAGCCUGAAUGGUAGUAUAAAUGAUAGCAAUCACAGCAAUAACAGUACUUCUCCUACAACACCGCCUAAUAAUUUUCAUAUUGUAUACGAUGACUUGCCCUGCACAUCUCGCAACAUGAACCUAUCGUCCACAUCUGACAACAUGAACCUGCUGCCUACAGAGAUGAACCUGCCGUCUACAUCGAGGGAUAUGCCAUCAACAUCCAGAGAUAUGCCGGCCACUUCAAGACGUCAACAACUAUAUACAUCACACAGAGUUCAAGGGAGGAGAAGUCCAUACGAAUGGAUGAAAAGGCCAUCGUAUCAAAAUCAACCUAAGCCAGGAAAGACUCGCACAAAAGACAAAUACCGAGUGGUCUAUACGGACUAUCAAAGACUAGAAUUGGAAAAAGAAUUUCAUAUGAAUCACUAUACCACGAUCAAACGUAAAGCAGAUCUGGCUGCUCAGCUUGGUCUCACGGAACGUCAGAUAAAGAUCUGGUUUCAAAAUCGACGGGCGAAGGAGCGAAAGCUGAAAAAGCAGCAGGAGCAAAUAAGAGAGCGGCAGAUGCGAGCGCAAGAGGCCGCGGUGGCGGCCGCGGCGGCUGGUUCCACGGUGGAGGCGGUGGCUGGAGGAAUGAUGGGCUAUGCCUCCGCCGGAGCGGAGAUGGGUGGGAUGCUGGGCGGUCUGAUGCAGACCAACGAGAACACCUCCUCCGCACCUCUCCCGGCACCGUCGACGUCGUCGUCGCUGCCUACAUCGACGUCUCUGCCUACGUUGCCGACGACUCUCCCUACGUCUAUGCCCGCGUCGCAACCUACAUCGCAGCCCGCGUCGCUGCCCACGACCCUGCCUAUGCAAUAUCCGGGUCAUUCCAAUCCGAUGUGA